ACUAAAUCUCUCCGAGACAACAUGACACGGUCACUGCGGAAUAUACACCUUUCAACGCAUACUAGUCAAUUUGGACAAGCAACUUUCUGACACUCUCUUUCUUAUGGACUUUGUUUUUCAACUUUCCAAAUAUUGCAUUUCCAGCAGGAAUCUUUGAUACCACUGAAGGCACUGAUUGCAGAGCCAGCGUUUGACGUCAGGUCGCUGUUGGACGUAGCGGCGCAGCCAUGGUGCUGAUCCUGGGCCGGAGGCUGAACCGGGAGGACUCGGGGGUGCGCGACUCCCCGGCGGUCAAGCGCAAGGUGUUCGAGGUGGACCCCAAGAACCUGGGCGGCCACGACGACGCCUUCGACUUCUGCUCGGGCGGCCUGCACGGCGAGGGCAUCCUGCAGGCCUUCAACGAGUUCCGCGACAACCGCCUCUUCACCGACGUGGUGAUCUGCGUGGAGGGCCGGCAGUUCCACUGCCACCGCGCCGUGCUCUCGGCCUGCAGCAGCUACUUCCGCGCCAUGUUCUGCAACGACCACCGCGAGAGCCGCGAGAUGCUGGUGGAGAUCAACGGCAUCCUGGCCGAGGCCAUGGAGACCUUCCUGCAGUACGUCUACACGGGCCGCGCCAAGAUCACCACGCACAACGUCCAGUACCUCUUCGAGACCUCCAGCCUGUUCCAGAUCUUCCCGCUGCGCGACGCCUGCGCCAAGUUCCUGGAGGAGCAGCUGGACCCGUGCAACUGCCUGGGCAUCCGCCGCUUCGCCGACACCCACUCCCUCAAGCCGCUGGCCAGCCGCUGCCGCGGCUUCACCCUGCAGAACUUCGCCGACGUGGCGCAGCACGAGGAGUUCCUGGACCUGCGCAAGGAGGAGCUGGAGGAGUACAUCGGCAGCGACGAGCUGACCAUCGGCAAGGAGGAGAUGGUGUUCGAGGCGGCCAUGCGCUGGGUGUACCACAGCACGGCCGAGCGCAAGACGGUGCUCAAAGAACUGCUCCAGCACGUGCGCCUGCCGCUGCUGCACCCCAACUACUUUGUGCAGACGGUGGAGGGUGACCAGCUCAUCCAGGUGGACCCCGACUGCUACCAGCUGCUGCACGAGGCCCGGCGCUACCACGUGCUGGGCAACGAGAUGAUGUCCCCCAGGACCCGGCCACGCAGGUCCACAGGCUUCUCUGAGGUGAUCGUGGUGGUGGGAGGCUGUGAGCGAGUGGGCGGGUUCAACCUGCCCUACACCGAGUGCUACGACCCCGUCACGGGCGAGUGGAGGUCUCUGGCCAAGCUGCCCGAGUUCACCAAGUCCGAGUACGCGGUCUGCGCCCUCAGGAACGACAUCCUGGUCUCAGGCGGCCGCAUCAACAGCAGGGAUGUGUGGAUGUACAACUCGCAGCUCAACCUGUGGAUCCGAGUGGCCUCCCUCAACAAGGGCCGCUGGCGUCACAAGAUGGCCGUCCUCCUGGGGAAGGUGUACGCUGUAGGAGGCUAUGACGGGCAGUGCCGCCUGAGCAGCAUGGAGUGCUACGACUCCUUCUCCAACCGCUGGACGGAGGUGGCCCCCAUGAAGGAGGCGGUCAGCUCCCCGGCCACCGCCAGCUGUGCGGGCAAGCUCUUCGUCAUCGGGGGCGGACCGGACGACUACAACUGCUCCGACAAGGUCCAGUGCUACGACCCAGAGUCGGACAGCUGGUUGCUGAGGGCCAGCAUCCCCAUCGCCAAGCGCUGCAUCACCGCCGUCUCCCUGAACAACCUGGUGUACGUGGCCGGCGGCCUGACCAAAGCCAUCUACUGCUACGACCCGGCGCAGGACUACUGGAUGCACGUGGCCAGCACCUUCAGCAAGCUGGAGAGCUGUGGCAUGUCGGUGUGCAACGGGAAGAUCUUCAUCCUGGGCGGCCGGGGCGAGACGGGCGAGGCCACGGACACCAUCCUGUGCUACGACCCAGCCUCCGGCAUCAUCACCGGCGUGGCCGCCAUGCCGCGGCCCAUCUCCUACCACGGCUGCGUCACCAUCCACCGCUACAACGACAAGUUCCACCGGCCCUGACACCAGCGCCAAACACACACUCACACACACACACACACACCAACAUAAACACAUGACAAUAGCAUAGGACCCAUGUUAACUCUCACACACACACACAUGUAAAGAUACAAUAAAGGACCCAUCCUCAUGUAUAUACAGUAGAAAUAAAACCUCUAGAAUCCACAUGUACAGAGACACAAAUCCAUAAAGUCGUUUCUUCACGAGCUCCUUAGAGCUCACUUGCAGUUUUCCUAUACUGUAUACGCUCAGCUGUUUGCUCUCUCUUUCCAACAUGAUUGGCCUUCCUCAGAGUGGUCUGUGCGCCUCUCCUUUGUACGACGGCGCACAGCUCAGCACACCAGCACACUCACAGGUCAAAGGUCAUGUUUCCCAUCAGCCCAGAGACUAAAAAUGAAUCCUUAUCGCCCUCAUAAAGGACAAUGACCUGUUCUACGGAACAGGCCGAAUAGUGAGGGUGACUAUGAAAGGCAUCAUUACUUUCCUCAUCUCGGGUUCUUUGUAAUCAAAGCAGUAACGAGAGAACCAGGUUCCACCAGGUUCUAGCAGCUGCCAGUGGGUUCUGGUAGUGGUGUUCCUUAAGGCACUGUUCUUUUCACAUAGCUCCUUAUUUUGUCAAUCACUAUCUUUUACCCCCCCCCCCCACCUCUCUCUCUCUGUCCUGUCAUUGUGUUUAUACCCUCAUGUUGUGAAUCAUAUGUUGAUUUUAUUGAUUUUUUUUUAUAUCAUCCUAAAUUAUGUUUUGUAAGCUGUUUACUACAUGUAGCAUAAUUAGAUAUGGUGUCCAUGUGUAGAUCUUGGUUGUACUGACAGUAGUUUAGCGUGUGAUGUAGAGACUGGGUGAGUGGUUGAGUGAUUUCUAUUUCUUUCUGUGGGACAAUCGUGAGACUGUACACAGAGCUUGCUCUCUGACAGGCUGAUAUACCAAAAAUAAUUUGGAUUAUGUUAUUUUCACUGACAAAAGGCUUCAUUAAGAACCUCAGUAACCUUUCAUGUUCAACAAGAAUUAGAAGUCAACUUCCUGUACAAGAACUUUUCAUUUUGACACAUCCUUGCUGCCUUGUGAGUCCUUACAAACCGUCGGGAUCCAUUUAGAACCAAAUAGGCAUGGAACUGUUCUUAAGACUAAAAAAUAUCAACCUUCAUUCAUUUGGAAGGGACUUUUAAGAUUCAAAGCCCUUGAACAGUAAACAGUAUAUACUGAAUUGCUGUUUUGGCUCUGCAGAGAAGCAACAACUGUGUAAGUGGUGGAUGUAGCUUGCAGUAUCCCACAUACAUACAUACAGGUGUGCUUAGUAGUGAUGUAGUCUUGGUGUGGGCCUUGUUUGGGUGAUUGACGAUGUCUGGUUAAUGAGGAUUGAAUGCGUUCUCAAUAACGGUCAGUAAAUGUAUUGCCGCUGGAAUAGAAUUGUAUUGCUGUGAAACAAUUUUUUUUUGUAUUUAAAUGUUUCUGUUUUGCAUUUUUAAUACCAAUCGUGCCUUUUAAAAUGUCCUUUCAAAACUUAAGAGCCCCAGUUAUGCACUUGUGUGGAUGGGAUCCAACUUAUUUCUUUUCUGAAUGUGUGGAUUGGAGAUGCAUAGAAGGCUUUCUUUUCAUUUAAUUUGAUUCUAUUUUUGAUUUUCAAAUGAACUUCUGAUUUUGUGUGUGUGUGUGUGUGUGUGUGUGUGUGUGUGUGUGUGUGUGUGUGUGUGUGUGUGUGUGUGUGUGUGUGUGUGUGAAAGAGGCACAGAAAGGAGGUCAGACAGCCUCCUCUUGAUCAAAUAGCCUACCAGAAGAUGUGAACUGGCCAACAUCUGCACACGUUCAGGGACAUGACACCGCCACAGGAAUGUCUCAGGCCUAGUUGUAGCCGAGAGGAAGGAAGAGUCUGAGGCUCGCAGCACUACCAUGGAACUGAAGCCAUAAUUAGCCCAGUUUAGCAGCGCCACACAUGCCAGCCUCCACUCGUCAUCCACAGAUAGCGACAGGAAUGCUGGCACUGCUCACGGAAAUGUUGGAGCUCCGCUCUCUCUCGAGAAGAUCUCUAUACACACACACACACACACACACACACACACACACACACACACACACACACACACAGAAAAAUACAAAUACACAAAGACAAAGUGAUAAUAGAGACAUACAUGCACACACACACACACACACACACACACAUUCAAAGAGCAAAAUAGUGAGAGAGGCCUAGACAAACACACACACACACACACACACACACACACACAAGUGAUAGACAGUUUCAUACACACACACACACACACACACACACACACACACAUUGUUGAGGUAUUUAGCCCCUGGAGACAGACUGCCUGUGGUGUGUGCUUAUAUACUGUAGCACACGAGAGGGCUAAAUGAGUCUGGUGGGCUGUCAUCGACACAGAGUUCCACAGGCUAUCAGGGUGUCAGCAUUUUGUGACUAAUAAAACACCUGUUUUAUUUUAGUCUUUCCUGCCUUUCAUUGAUUUUGCUUCUUUUUUGUGUUUUUAGGGUUGUGGAAAUGUGUGUGUGUGUUGUAUGGUGUUUGUGAGUUGGUUUUUUUUUUGUUGUUGUUUUUAUUUUUUUGUAAGGGUGAUUUUGUUUUGGGAAGGGAUGAGCGUGAACCUACCCUCCGAUUUAACUUGCCGACCAACUACGUGUGUGGCUCCAUGGUUAAGGCUUUAAUCAGUCAGCGCUGCCUUUAGCCUGGGGAGAGACUCCUAAACAGCUGUUUGGAGUGAUAGCAUGUGUGGGAUGAGGGAAGGAGUGAAUGGCAGUGUAAAAUGAGUGCCUUUUCCUUGUGUGAAUGGACUUUUGUCAUGUAGUUGGCAAGAUAGGAUGGUAUACCAGAGGUAACUGCAGGGUGUGGAAAUCUAGAAAUAAUGGAAGCGUAAGAACUCCGAGCGCCUGGUGCCCCGGCGUCCUGCGCGAUGCGGAGCUAAUUCAUGGAUUCACGGAGUAGUGUUAUGCGUAUAAUGGACUCACCUCUACAUUGUCAGCCAAUAAGAAAAGAGCCCUGUUAAGACCAACCAGACAGUGUGUAAAAUGUGCCUCAGAGAUCUUGUUGUGUUGAAAUGGAACGGUCUAUUUGAGUGCCUUUGUUCUGUCUCUUUAAAGUGCCUGAUGAUUGACUUCUUCGCUGACUGUUUUGCUGACAGGUAUGUUUGUAAUGCUACAAUAAACCCUCUUUGUAUGCAAA
Molecule: messenger RNA, 5209 nt
Organism: Sardina pilchardus (European sardine)
Lineage: Eukaryota; Metazoa; Chordata; Actinopteri; Clupeiformes; Clupeidae
Gene: klhl24a
Product: kelch-like family member 24a
Exons: 7
Coding region: 228-2033 (601 amino acids)
Molecular function (GO): protein binding
Source: RefSeq, a predicted model, not a curated record